Haliotis rufescens (red abalone) is the source of this 6111-nucleotide messenger RNA. Its product is annotated as EH domain-binding protein 1-like. NCBI's taxonomy places the organism in Eukaryota, Metazoa, Mollusca, Gastropoda, Lepetellida, Haliotidae. The record is from RefSeq and is a predicted model, not a curated record. Gene Ontology annotation, molecular function: protein binding. The transcript has 24 exons. Bases 371 to 3997 code for a protein of 1208 amino acids.
UGCCAUGUGCAUACUUCGCUGUUGACCAGUCCACAUCACUUCCCUGGCCGGACCAGCCACUUGGGCCACGUUCAAACAAGCAGUCUCCCUACGUACAACACUUGGUGUUUACAAUGACUGUAUCAUUCCCACACAGUGGAAUUAGGGGAGCUUAAUUCACCUUCUCUUAUGAUGCUGGAUUUGUGGAUACUGUUUUGGAUAGACUAAGGUGGUCCUCGUCCAGAUAACAGCUAAUGGGAUGUACAAAUCAGGAAGUUCACUUGGACUGAAUAUUGCCUGACAAUGUUACAAAGUGAUGUAUGCCAGAUUGACUACCACCAUUUACAAGACUGUUGCAUGAUGGCUACAGUGGAGUGAUACCUGCCUCACUAUGAGUGUGUGGAAGAGGCUGCAGCGGGUCGGCAAGUCCGCAUCCAAGUUUCAGUUCACAGCCUCGUACCAAGAACUUAUGGUAGAAUGUACCAAAAAAUGGCAACCCCAGAAGCUCUGUGUCAUCUGGACACGCAGAAACCGACGCAAAUCUUCACAGUUGUACACCUGGAGCCCCACCAUGCAGAACCCCUACAAGGGAAUGGUCACGUGGACUGUACCGGAAAAUGUAGAGAUAAUGGUAACGUUAUUCCGAGACUCUCGCCAGGCUGAGUUUGAAGACAAAGAAUGGACAUUUGUGAUAGAAGAUCAAUCAAAAGGCCGCCGGAAGAUCUUGGCUAGCGGCAACAUCAACAUGAGGGAGUAUGCCAGCCAUGUGCCCACUCAGAAGACCAUCAAGGUGAAUCUGAAGCCUGCCACUAAGAAAGUAGUGUCAGCGUCACUGGAGCUCACCAUCUCCUGCAGCUUCAUCAGGGAGGGGAAGGCCACAGAUGAGGACAUGCAGAGCGUAGCCAGUCUCAUGAGCAUGGGGAAGGCCGACAUUGGCAAUCUGGACGAUCUGGAGGAGGAGGACGAGGAACCUGGUGUAGCCAAUCACAAGCGAGACGACAAAGCUUUGAGCAGCCAGAUUAAAGAUAUCACUUCCCAGCUAGAUAAUCUGGAGGCACAUCAUGGUAAUCCGUUUGAAGAUGAUGCAGACGAGGACUGGGCAUGUGACUCGGAGGGCAAUGGCAACUCGCUUAACCCAUUUGUUGAACCAGUGUUUAAGAAAACUGAAGACAAAAAGGUGAAAAAAACUCCCAAUCCAUUUGAGGACUCAGGUGAAAAGUCUGAAGAAGUCAGUCAGGAAACUGAUGAAGACAUUUUCAAGAAACUUGAUAGUGCUAGUAUAUCCAAACAGCCUGGUGCCAGCCACGGAGAUCAGCAGAAAUACAGGACUCUUCCUGCUUCCCUGUCACACAAAGAUGCCAGCAAACAUGGAACAAAGAAGAAAUCCGCUAUGACACUGAAAAUGAGCAAGUCAUUAUCACCUACUGAUCGGCCGAUAUAUGAAGGCACGCCACCUUCUACACCAGAAGAAGAGAAGCCCCCAACAAGGGCCAUAACUCCUCCUCCACCACUGGAUGAAUCACUCAACUCCACACUGGAUGUUUCCACAAGGUCGUCUCUUUCCGAAACAUCUUCUGCCAAUGUCAGCACUUUCUCACAGACACCUGAUGGGGAGACCAGUCUGCUGGAGUCCCCCAGCCCUGGCAACCUGUCGCAGGACCUGUUGUCAUGGUGCCAGGAGGUCACCAAGGGUUACCGAGGAGUGAAGAUCACCAACCUGACGACAUCAUGGCGGAACGGGAUGGCAUUUUGUGCAAUAAUCCACCACUUUAGACCAGAUCUCAUUGAUUUUGCAUCUUUAGCACCGCAUAAUAUAAAGGGUAACAACAAAAUAGCAUUUGACUCAGCAGCCAAACUUGGAAUCCCCAAAGUGAUCGAGCCAUCUGAUAUGGUGCUACUUGCGGUGCCGGACAAGCUGUGUGUGAUGACAUACCUGCAUCAGCUGCGUGCGUACUUCACGGGGCAGACGCUAGAGGUGCAGCAGAUUGGCAUGAGUACCAGCGAGAGCACCUACACAUGUGGGGAACAUGAUGAAGUCACUGACCAGAGAAUAUCAGAGGAGAUGUAUGGCAAACAUUCACCAAAGAAAAUCCUUACCCCUCAGUCUCCAGACAAGAUCAAGGACUUUGAUGUGGUUAGUCGGGAGUGUGAAACGGUUACAGUUAACGGUGGUGACGUGGAGCUGAGGCGAGAGCCUGUGAGCAGUGAUAACAGGACAUCGAGUACCAGCAUGGAGCUAAAGAGAGACUCUGUUCUUAAGGAUGACAGUUCACGAAAUUCCCACAGUUCACGAGACUCAGCAAGUGUUGAGUCAGAUCGUAGUUCAGCUUCUCCAGCAAAGGAUUUGUCCCGGGAAUCAUCAGCCUCUCCUGCCAGUGCCAAGAAGCCACAUUAUAAGAAACGGCGUGCACCAGUUCCACCAAAGCAGAGGAAGCGCCGGGCACCUAGUCCGCCCCGGAAAUCCAAUUCCGAUAAACCAUUGUUGAUGACGAGGAAGCAGCUGUACAAUCCCUUCGACUCAGAUGAUGAGGAUGAGGAUGAAGAUGAUCCAUCCAACCCCUUCUCCAGCAGCUUUGUUGAAACAGAUCAAGGUGAGGAGGAGGAAGUGAAUGGUGGGGAGCCGGAGCCGGAGCCGGAGCCGGAGCCGGAGCCAGAACCGGAGCCAGUCUCCGUCUCAGUUCCAGUCUCAGUCCCUGUUCCGGCAGAGAGGAAGAAGAUCCCAGUGGAUGUUAGUGUCCUCUCAAGUCCAGCACCAGAGAAACAGCCCCCACCGGUCGCAAAGAGGCGCAAUCUGCCUGAGUCUCCGACAGACCUCACCGCCACACAGGAGGCAAGCAGUGCCCCAGGCCCUGCUGUCUGCACCAGCGAUUCUCGUCCCAAGUCUCGACACGAGGAGCUCAAAGAGCGUGCUAGACAAUUACUGGAACAGGCCAGGCGUGAGGCCACCCUGAAGAAGUCGGUAUCGACUGAAUCAGCUCCCGGGGCAGAGCAGGAGGAUGCCAAGGAUGAGGAUCGACAGAAGCGUUUACGAGAACGGGCAAGGAAGUUGAUUGCAGAGGCCAGAGCUGGUAUUGGGAGUCCUGAGCCGUCCUUCGACCGCCAGAGUAGCACAGAUUCUAAGUCAGGUGAACCAGAGAGCUCCACAAAAGUACUGAAGACCUCCACAACUGAACCAGUUUCCAUCAAGGCGUACCGCCUUGCCCCCCAAGUGCACUACAUUGAGCGCCGCCACUCUGCCUCAGGGGAUGAGGACAACAAAUCCUCUGAUGUCAAGCUGAAGAAGAUCACUCUGGCCAAACCCAACCUGUCUGUUGGUCUGUCCACCAAUGGCUCUGCUGAUGCCGGGGAGAGAAGGCGGACACCUGAAGUGGAACAGAGAAGUAACCCUUUUGAUCGUGAGAAUGAAAUGGAGCGUGUUUCUGCUGGAGAGCAAGGAGUGGGGUACGAUGCUAACCUGGGAAGCGAUGGAGAGGAGGGUGACUCCGACGGAUCGGAACUCAACCUGCAUCUUACACCAGAUGAGGACCUGCGCAGCACCAACCAGUAUGUGAAGGCGGAGAUGGAGGCACUGGAGGGGGAACAGCGCCAGAUAGACAAGCAGGCUGCCCAGCUGGAGAAGUCACUCCGCAAAGUCAUGGAGAAAGGGAAGAACAAGUCCCUGGAAGAGAGGUUAAUGCAGGACUGGUUUCUCCUUGUUAACAAGAAGAACGCCCUUAUCCGCAGGCAGAUGCAACUCAAUAUACUAGAAAAGGAAGAAGAUUUGGAACAGCGCUAUGAGCUGCUGAAUCGAGAGCUGCGGGCGAUGAUGGUCAUUGAAGACUGGCAAAAGACGGAGGCCCAAAAGCGUCGUGAGCGUCUAUUGCUGGAGGAACUUGUGUCUGUGGUCAACAAGCGAGAUGAGCUAGUGCAGCACCUUGACACUCAGGAGAGAGCGAUUGAGGAAGAUGAAUUCCUGGACAAGCAAAUAUCUGAGGGUCGCAUUCCAUUGAAGGAUGAGAAGAGUUGCUCCAUACAGUGAUAUGUAGGCACGGAGCUGCCAGGAGUCAAGCUGUGAUACUGAGUGUGUGAUGAUCAAGAAGGGAGAUGAUCAGUGUGUUGGAAAGACGGAUAUUGGGGGAGGACUUCGGGACUUUCUAGAAUGAGUGGUGAUCAGGAGGUGCGUUUGGUGUUUGGAGGAAGGAUGAAGAUGGGGCCACUGAUAAUAUGAAAGUGUUUUUCUUUAUAUCAAUAUCAUACAUAAAAUUCACCUUGAUCUGUAAAAUAGAAGUUUGUGUAUUGAUGGGUCGACUCUACAGACCUUUCAUAAUAUUGCCAGUAACAGUCAUGUCAGUGCUUGGCCUUGACAAACAUAGUGCUAUAAGGUCUCUGAUGACCUUGAUGUCUAUUGGUCACUGAACUUUGACCUGGGUCAUUAGGAUGUAGGUGAUGGCUGCAUAACUCUCAUCCUCCAGUUUUGCCGCUGUCCAUGUGGUAAAGGUCACUGGGAGAUACCUACAGUGAGGUUCAAUCUGGACACAGGGAGAGCUGCCUCUGAUGCCAUAGGUUUGUCUUCAUGUAAUGCCAACAUGACCCACUAAGAUCCAGCCAACCACAUGCUGCCUCCUGCUUCUUUCUUUUUGUCGUCUCCAGGGGUAACAGCCUGACCUGUGUUGUUGUACACUGUCAUCUCUUGCAUAAUAUCAUAUGUGUGUUGCAUGGGGAUGUUGAUACAUUUUGCAUAUCCAAGACGGAGAAUCAAUGCUGUGAGGAUCUUCUUGUGCGUCUUGUAUUCACUCAUGGUUAAUGGUUAAAAUCAUUCAUCAUCAACAAAUUAAUGUGUUGAAGAUUGAAAGGUAUGCCGCCAUCCCAUGUUACAAUCUGUAUGGACCAGCAGUGUUGCUGGUCGCAACCAUCCAUGGUUCCAGGAGUCAGAGAGUGAACAAAACAACCAGAAGCAGGUGCUUCAUGGAGGAAGCUGGACAAUUGUAGAGAAACUAGAUGAAAGAUGGGAAUUUAUGAUCUUGUACAUGUAAAGCAAGGGUCUGUAUUUUGCCCCCACUGUUUCAAUGACCAUUUGUCACUAUGCAUGCAAAGAAGACCGAAUUUAGGGAUACAACUUCUUUAUUUGACUGUAAUGGCGACGUUUUGGUAUAGAUUCUUAUACCAUUGUCAGUUUGGUAUAGAUUCGGUAUAGGCAUUGCUUGACAACAGUAUAAGAAUCAAUACUGAAAAGUCGCCUUUACAGUCAAAUAAAGAAGUUGUUAUCCAUAAAUUGUGUCUACUUUGUCAUCCGUCAACUUCUAAGAAAUGCCUAUUAAACAAUUCACUUUGCAUACACCUUAAACAUCAAUCUCUUUAUUUCACAACACCAACCAAAUUCUUUACCAACAAAUAAUGUUUCCUGCCCAGCCCUCACCUUUGCAUUAAAUCUUUAGUCUCAAUAGAGACCUGUUUCACCCAGUACAGAAGCAGCUGAGUACCAAAUACAGAAACUGUUUGCAUACACAAUUGAGCAUUCUUGGAACAUCAUGACAUUUGAACUUUUAUGAAUGGGUUGUUUAGCAAUGAACUUUAGAUUUUGUAUGGCAGGGUGUAAACUUGACCAUGUACUGUAUGAUGUUCUGUGAUAACACUGACCAUGUACUGUAUGUGUUCUGUGAUAACACUGACCAUGUACUGUAUGAUGUUCUGUGAUAACACUGACCAUGUACUGUAUGAUGUUCUGUGAUAACACUGACCAUGUACUGUAUAUGUUCUGUGAUAACACUGACCAUGUACUGUAUGAUGUUCUGUGAUAACACUGACCAUGUACUGUAUGUGUUCUGUGAUAACACUGACCAUGUACUGUAUGAUGUUCUGUGAUAACACUGACCAUGUACUGUAUAAUGUUCUGUGAUAACACUGACCAUGUACUGUAUGUGUUCUGUGAUAACACUGACCAUGUACUGUAUAUGUUCUGUGAUAACACUGACCAUGUACUGUAUGAUGUUCUGUGAUAACACUGACCAUGUACUGUAUGUAUUCUGUGAUAACACUGACCAUGUACUGUAUGAUGUUCUGUGAUAACACUGACCAUGUACUGUAUGAUGUUCUGUGAUAACACUGACCAUGUACUGUAUGUGUUCUGUGAUAACACUGACCAUGUACUGUAUG